AAUUAUUACAUAACAAAAAUAUGUAAAUAAUUUUUUAUAUAAAUUUGUGUAUAUACACGAGCAAAAUGUUAAGUCAGGUGAAUGCCUUCGUCGCGGGGUUAAAGUCUAGAAAUGUGGACGUUCAGACCAAAACAGCAAGAGAACUUUAUCACUAUGCCAAAACCGAACUACGCGAGGUCCCUCAAGAGGAGCUCACGUUGUUCCUCGAUGAAUUUAACCAUCAAUUAUUUGAAAUGGUCUCCAGUAACGAUGUCCACGAGAAAAAGGGUGGUGUUCUGGCUAUAGUAUGUCUCAUUGGAGGAGACUGCGAUACUACAAAAACGAGAAUAACAAGAUUUGCAAAUUACCUAAGAAAUUUACUGCCAUCUUCUGAUGUGGGUGUUAUGGAACUAGCAGCUAAGACUGUUGGUCGACUUGCCACAGUGUCUGGUGUCAAAAGAGCUGAAUAUGUAGAAUUUGAAGUAAAAAGAGCCUUUGAAUGGUUGUCAGAGGAGAGAAACGAGGGAAGACGUCACUCAGCAGUUUUGUUACUAAAAGAACUGGCUAUUGCCAUGCCUACAUACUUUUACCAACAAGUAUCUGGAUUUUUUGAUCACAUCCUAGUUGCUUUGAAGGAUCCCAAACAACAGAUAAGAGAAGCAGCAGCUAAAGCAUUGAGGGCUGGUCUAGUAGUAACUGCUCAAAGGGAAUCUGCCAAACAGUCCACUGCCAGGCCGCAGUGGUACAUGCAGUGCUAUGAGGAGGCUAUGAUGCUUCUGGAAGAUGCACCUAUCAAGGAAAAAGGAAUAACAAGGGAAGAUAAAGUCCAUGGGGGUCUACUCAUAUUAAAUGAGUUGCUGAGAUGCUCAAAUGCCAAUUGGGAGCAGAAAUACUCUUACUUAAUGAGUAGUCUGGAUGUGCAGAAGGAUAUAACAGUCUCUGAUGACAUAAUCUUCAUCAGCUCUAAGCUGCACAGCCCCUCUGUCAAGCGAGGGUGUCUGAGUGAUGGAUUCAAGACUGAGAAUGUACAAUACCCAGUUCCUAUUUAUGAGUCUGAAGUUUGCAAGAAACUGCUGGCAGAGAAAUUCGAGAGGAUCUGUCAGGAUGUUAUGUCACAGAGAAUGUUUAAAGCACAGGGGGUGUCACAGAUUAUCUUAAUUAUAAUUCCAAGACUGGCAGCAUUUCAUAAAGAGUUAUUCUUAAAGAAAUACCUUAAUUCUACAAUGCAUUAUUUACUGACUUCCAUAAGAAGUAGGGAGAAGGACAGGAAUAUGGCAUUUACUACUUUAGGUUUAAUGGCUGCAGCUAUUGAGGGGGACAUCAGAAACUAUAUUCCGAGAAUAAUGGAUGUCAUCAAGCAAGCUUUGCCAGUGAGAGACGCUCAAGUUAAGAGGCGCAUAUGGAUUGAUCCCUCAAUAUUUGCCUGUAUCACUCUCCUAAGCAGUGCUGUGAAAGAGCUGGUCAUAAGUGAUAUAAAAGAACUCCUAGAUGCUAUGUUUGCAACUGGUCUAAGCCCCUCAUUGACUAUAUGCUUGAAGGAGCUGAGCCAGAAUCUUCCAUCACUAAGAGGAGAAAUAUCAGAAGGCCUCCUGAAUAUGCUGUCUCUUGUGUUGAGGAACAAACCUUUCCUCCAUCCAGGGGUUCCAAGAAGCUUAGAGCAGCAGAUGAGCAAUAUGAAUCUGGUAAUUGAGCCCCAAGAUUCGGCCAGCAUUGUUUUGGCUUUAAGGACCCUUGGCACCUUCCACUUUGAAGGUCAACACAGCCUGCUCACUUUUGUGAAACGAUGCGCUGAACACUUCUUGUACAGUGAUCAGCAAGAAGUCCGAGUAGAGGCAGUAAAAACGGCUGCCAAACUCUUGGCAGAUGCCACAGAAAGAACAAAAGAGACACCAUCUAAAACACUGUCAAUACUUACAGCUGAAGUAGUUGGAAAGAUGCUGGUGGUUUCUGUUACUGAUCCAGACUAUGAAGUCAGAUAUUGGGUGCUAGAAUCGUUGACCUAUAUAUUCGACACUCAUUUAGCGCAAAUAGAGAACCUUAGCUACCUUUUCAUUGCAAUGAAUGAUGAGCACUUGGAAAUCCGCGAGUUGGCGAUUUGCGCAAUCGGAAGACUUAGCACAGUAAAUCCCGCGUAUGUUAUGCCUGGCUUACGCAAGAUAUUGAUUCAAUUUUUAACAGAAUUGGAACAUUCUGGGAUGAGUCGUAAUAAGGAGCAGGCUGCAAGAAUGCUGGACAACCUGAUUCUGAACGCCCCUAAGCUUGUGAAACCCUACAUGGAAACUAUACUCAAUGUUCUUGUACCGAAGCUCAAGGAAGCAGACUUGAAUCCGGGCGUCGUAAUCAGCGUAUUAAAAGCUAUCGGCGAUUUGUCAGAUGUCCAUGGUGACAAUACAGGAUUAAAGAAAUGCUUGAAAGAGUUGUUGACGAUUCUUUUGGAAUUAUUGUCCGACGCCAGUGCCACGGAUAAAAGAAGCAUCGCUUUGUGGACGUUCGGCCAAUUGAUAAGCGCAACUGGAUACGUAGUUGCACCAUACACUGAAUAUCCCAAUUUAAUGGACGUCCUCUUAAACUUUUUAAAAACGGAGCAACAGCCAAAAGACAGACGAGAAACUAUACGCGUCUUGGGAUUACUCGGCGCUCUAGAUCCUUACAAACAUAAAAUCGCGAGAGGCCUCAGAGAUGGUCAGCCAGAUUCUAGCUUAGUGCCAGUCACGGAUAGCAAAUCUGAGGAAAAUAAUUUCGAUAUGACGACAAGUGAGAUGCUAGUGAACAUGUCUUCACCACUUCUUGAUGAAUACUACCCGGCCAUCGUUAUAUCGACGCUCAUGCGAAUUCUUCGAGACCCAACUUUGCAACAGCAUCAUACAAGUGUAGUCCAAGCGGUGACUUUCAUUUUCCAGUCGCUCGGUAUUAAAUGUGUCCCCUACAUUUCUCGAGUGACGCCUAGCUUGUUGUAUGUCGCUCGAGCCACAGAAAGCAACAGUUUCCGAGAGUUUCUGUUCACGCAAUUAGCCAGCUUGAUCGCGAUCGUAAAGCAACAUAUUCGCAAUUAUUUGGACAAAAUAUUCGAUCUGAUUAAAGAGUUUUGGACGCCAAACAGUCCCCUGCAGCCGACUAUUAUAGUGCUAGUCGAAAAUAUAGCUGUCGCGCUUGGUUCGGAGUUUAAAGUGUAUUUGCCGCAACUGAUGCCUCAAAUAUUGCGGGUUCUGGCUCACGAUACGAGCAAGGAUAGGCAAGUAACAGAUAAGCUGUUGUGUGCGCUUCAAAAGUUCGAAGAUAAUCUCGACGAUUACAUGCAUUUGGUGAUUCCGUCGAUUGUGAAGCUUUUCGACGCCUCUGACUGUCCUAUCCCAGUGGCUAAAGUCGCCAUGGAAACGGUUGACUACCUCUCAGAUUCUUUGAACUACAGUGAACUGUCUUCAAGAAUUAUCCACCCGAUUGUCCGAAGUUUGGACACGUGCUACGCCCUACGAAAUACCGCUAUGGACACGCUAUGCGCCUUGAUCGUACAGCUCGAACGUAGAUACAUUGACUUUAUUCCUUUGGUUCAAAAAGUCAUCGUGAAGCAUAGGAUUCAACAUCAGAACUACGAGAAGUUGCUUGCCAAAAUACAGCAGCCUAAGUCCUCUGGUGAUGUGGACGAUUUCAUACAGAACUCGCGACGCAAACCAAGGAACAACAAUCAAGAGGCCCGCAUAGUCCCAUGCGACAACUCGCCGUCUUUCCGCAAGCUUUACGUGAACGCGCAGAGCCUGAAGGUCGCGUGGACGGUCAGCAGCCGCGUCUCCAAGGACGACUGGCUGGAGUGGCUCAGACGGUUCAGCAUCGGCCUACUCACUGAGUCCCAUAGCCCGGCUCUUAGAGCAUGUCUGAGUCUCGCUCACAACUACUCGCAGCUUCUACGCGACCUCUUCAAUGCGGCGUUUGUGUCGUGUUGGACUGAACUAGACUCCACCUCCCGAACUGAACUAGCCAACGCCUUAGAGCAGGCGUUAACAGCACCUGAUGCGCCAGAGUUGGCUCAUACAGUACUCAAUCUAGCUGAGUUCAUGGAACAUUGUGAGGGCGGGGCCUUGCCUAUAUCCGCCCAUUUACUUGGAGAAAGGGCUAUGCAUUGCAGAGCGUAUGCCAAGGCACUUCAUUACAAGGAAGAAGAAUUUCGCAAUGGAGCCACUUCUCAAGUAGUUGAAGCCUUGAUUCACAUAAACAAUAAACUGCAGCAAAAAGAAGCUGCCGAGGGUUUGUUGGAGCGCGUUAUGGCCCAGAGGGAGGCCGGUGACGUUAAUUUAGAAGUGCAGAUCAGAUGGUACGAGAAACUACACAACUGGGAGAACGCUUUGAAUCUAUACGAGAAGAAAUUGUCCGCUGACCCUGAGAAUACGGAUGCGUACUUGGGAGAGCUUCGCUGUUUCGAGGCUUUGGGUGAAUGGGUGAAACUAUACAAUACCGUGUCGAGGAAGUGGCCUAGAAUGGGCGAUCAGGAGAAGUUCAAAGCGGCUAGACUAGCCGCAGCCGCCGCGUGGGGUAUUAAAGAGUGGGAGUCCAUGACCAACUACGUCAAUUUCCUGCCGGAGAACACUCAAGAUGGAGCGUUCUACCGAGCAGUACUAAACAUACACAACAAGGAUUACAAGAUGUCUAAAUUCUAUAUCGACCAAGCCAGAUCCAUUCUGGACUCCGAGCUGACUGCCGUCGCCGGGGAGAGCUAUCAGCGAGCUUACGGAGCGUUAGUCAAUGCCCAGCUCCUGGCCGAACUAGAAGAGGUGAUCAUUUACAAGUCUGAGCCGGAGCGACGAGACUGUAUAAGACAGGCGUGGUGGACUCGUCUCCAGGGUGGACAGAGACUGGUCGAGGACUGGCGCAAGAUCCUGCAAGUUCGAAGCCUAGUUCUGACGCCACAAGAGGAUAUGGCCACCUGGUUGAAAUUCGCGUCCCUAUGCCGGAAGAGUGGCGCGCCCCGCCAGGCCCAUAAAACUUUGGUUAUGCUUCUGGGUACCGAUCCCAGCAAGAACAGGGACUUGCCUCUUCCGACGCACGAGCCGAGAUUGACUCUUGCCUACGCCAAGCAUUUGUGGGCGGCCGGGGAUAGGCAGCUCGCCUACGACAAACUGCAGGGCUACGUCGAAACCGCCGACAAUAUCGACUUCAGGCUGUUGUCUCGUUGCCAUUUGAAGCUAGGCGCCUGGUGCGAAUCCCUCCUUGGCAUCAACCACCUGUCCAUUCCAGAGAUCCUGCAUAACUACGCCGCCGCGCUACCUCCGGACCACCAAUCCGCGUCCGACAAAACCUGGUACAAAGCUUGGCACGCGUGGGCUUACAUGAAUUUUGAGACGGUCUUAUACUAUAAACAUCAGGAGGCGGACGGAUCGGACGCAAUGAAAUCGUCCGCGGACUACAUCGAGACCCAUACUGUACCGGCGGUAGUAGGCUUCUUCAAGUCCAUAAAUCUAUGCCAUGGAAGCUCCCUCCAGGAUACGCUCCGUCUUCUAACUCUGUGGUUCGACUACGGCCACCAUCCGGCCGUUCACGAGGCGUUGGUAGAGGGAAUCAGGACCAUCGAAGUCAACGUCUGGCUACAAGUGAUCCCACAGUUGAUAGCCAGGAUCGACACUCCGAGACCUUUAGUCGGGAAACUCAUUCACUCCCUCCUGAUUGAUAUCGGAAAAUCCCACCCUCAGGCUCUGGUAUAUCCAUUGACCGUAUCCGCAAAAUCGUCUUUCGUUGAUCGCAAGAACGCCGCUAAUCAGGUUCUGAAGUCUAUGGGCACGCAUUCCAGUAAUUUGGUCGCCCAGGCUGCUAUGAUCUCUGAGGAGCUGAUCAGGGUAGCCAUACUCUGGCACGAGCAGUGGCAUGAGGCUCUAGAAGAGGCCUCUCGGCUCUACUUCAGCGAGCACGACGUCAAAGCGAUGUUCAAAACUCUGGAACCUCUACACGCUAUGCUCGAGAAGGGCCCGAAUACGUCGAAAGAGAACUCCUUUACAGCUGCGUACGGAAGGGAUUUGAACGAGGCUCAAGAAUGGUGCAAUCGUUAUAAGGAGUCCGGUCAAAUGCGCGACCUGAACCAGGCCUGGGACCUAUACUACCACGUGUUUCGUCGCAUCAGCCGGCAGCUACCGCAGCUGACGUCGCUCGAGCUGCAGUACGUGAGCCCGCGGUUGUUGUCCUGCCGUGACCUUGAGCUGGCGGUUCCGGGGUCGUAUGCCCCAGACCAGGAGCUGAUAAGGAUCGCGCAUAUACAGACUAGCUUGCAGGUCAUCACAUCAAAACAGCGACCACGUCGUCUAUGCAUCAGAGGAUCCAACGGCAAAGACUACAUGUUCCUACUCAAAGGCCACGAGGACUUGCGACAAGACGAGCGAGUUAUGCAGCUUUUUGGCCUUGUUAAUACACUACUCCAGGCCGACCCUGACACCUUCAGAAGAGAUUUAGCCAUCCAGAGAUACGCAGUGAUACCGCUCUCGACUAAUUCUGGCCUGAUUGGCUGGGUUCCGCACUGCGACACGUUACACUCCCUCAUCAAAGACUAUAGGGAUAAACGGAAGAUUUUACUCAAUAUUGAGCAUCGCAUCAUGCAACGGAUGGCGUUGGAUUUGGAGAAACUUAUGUUGAUGCAGAGGGUGGAAGUCUUUGAGCACGCACUAGAGCACACAGCGGGCGACGAUUUGGCCAAACUCCUGUGGCUCAAGAGCCCGUCGUCUGAAGUGUGGUUCGAGCGUCGCACCAACUACACCCGCUCUCUCGCUGUUAUGAGCAUGGUGGGAUACAUCCUGGGGCUUGGGGACAGACACCCGUCGAACAUAAUGCUGGACCGCGUGACGGGCAAGUUUCUGCACAUCGAUUUCGGCGACUGCUUCGAGGUGGCCGUCACCCGCGACAAAUUCCCAGAGAAAAUCCCGUUCCGACUCACCAGGAUGCUCAUCAACGCUAUGGAGGUGACAGGCAUCGAGGGCACCUACCGGAAGACCUGCGAAUCUGUGAUGGAGGUCCUCCACCGACAUAAAGACAGCGUGAUGGCCGUACUCGAAGCGUUCGUCUACGACCCGCUCCUCAACUGGAGACUCGUAGACGCGGCCCGGCGGAGCCCUGCGGACGAGCCUUCGCCCCCGUCGGCCCCGGCGCCUCCGCCCCCCGCCGAGACUAAUUUGAACAAGAGAGCCCUAGCUAUAGUCAAUAGAGUUCGUGACAAACUCACGGGAAGGGAUUUCCCGCACAUGGAAGAAGCGUUGACGGUGAGAAGGCAAGUGGAGUUGCUUAUACAGCAGGCGACUAGCAACGAAAACCUGUGCCAGUGCUACGUUGGCUGGUGUCCGUUUUGGUAAACUGUACUCGCAGAUAACGGACUAAGGUUUAUGUUCUACUAUAUAAGUUAAUGCUACUGUGCAAUCGAGAUAGAUGUUUCUCUUAUUUAUUAGAUCUUUAAAUUGUACAUCGAGCCACAUUCCUCCGUUGCUUUACCGCAGCGGUGACCAGGGGCGUCUCUCCCUUAUGUGCAGGGUGUGCGUUGCACACGGGCGCUGCGGCCCUAGGGGCGCCGAGCGCCGCUCGCAACGAAGCCCCACUUGGCGCGCGGUUCACAAGUUUCUUUGCAGACAGAAGCAUACACAGACAGAAUGCUCUGAAACUCAGUCUGUUGAUGCUGGUGUCCCUCAAGGCUGUGUA
Molecule: messenger RNA, 7638 nt
Organism: Aricia agestis (brown argus)
Lineage: Eukaryota; Metazoa; Arthropoda; Insecta; Lepidoptera; Lycaenidae
Gene: mTor
Product: serine/threonine-protein kinase mTOR
Exons: 11
Coding region: 66-7298 (2410 amino acids)
Biological process (GO): protein phosphorylation; TOR signaling; negative regulation of macroautophagy
Cellular component (GO): TORC2 complex; nucleus; TORC1 complex
Molecular function (GO): protein serine/threonine kinase activity; protein-containing complex binding; protein binding
Source: RefSeq, a predicted model, not a curated record